Molecule: messenger RNA, 8867 nt
Organism: Pocillopora damicornis (cauliflower coral)
Lineage: Eukaryota; Metazoa; Cnidaria; Anthozoa; Scleractinia; Pocilloporidae
Product: polycystin-1-like protein 2
Biological process (GO): detection of mechanical stimulus
Cellular component (GO): membrane
Molecular function (GO): calcium ion binding; calcium channel activity; protein binding
Source: RefSeq, a predicted model, not a curated record
CUUAUCUUUACGUUGCGUUACGACUGGAUUUCAGAGACAUUUAUACCGCCUACAAGACGGCUAAUAUCACAAUCAUCAUUAAAAUUUGCUUUUGAUUUGUAUAGGAUUGCCAUCCUCAGGAUCUGGACGAAUAGUUGAAACAGUAGAAGUUUUACGGUAAAACACAUGUCGAAGAAAUUGCCGGCUUGGAUGCUGGUGGGACGGAUUCUUGGGCUACUCUUUAUAGCUACCCGUUCAGUUAUUUCGAGGUGUCCAGAGCCUUGUAAUAAACCUCUGGGGAUAUCAGAUGGUCGAAUUCGAGAUGAUCAAAUGUCUGCUUCGAGUGCCUACGACAACGCCUUUGAGACCUUUGGAGCACACCGAGCGAGACUAAACCUCACAACCUGGCCUGCAGGAUACAGGGCCAAUAUCGACGCACUCGAUGAUUUUACUUGGAUAAAGAUCAAGCUGGACCAAGACAUGGUGAUAACAGGCAUUGCCACUCAGGGCUACGGAAAUGCAUCUUUUAGCGAAUGGGUCUCUAGCUACCUAAUCUUUUUCGAGAAGGAAGGGGUUGAGGAAACAGCGUCUUGUACAAAUACCGAUGGCGAACCAACGGCGAUGUGUAAUGGAAAUGUCGACUCAAGUUCAAUCCAAUACCAUAAUCUUGCUACUCCUGCGGUAACAAAAAGCAUCACAGUCAACCCAUUCCAAUGGAAGGAUAAUGUCGGUCUUCGUAUGGAGCUGUAUGGAUGUGAGCCAGAAUUCCAUUUUGUGGCGGUGAUGACCAUAUGGAAAACGCGUUUUAAACUGGAUUACGCCAACUCCACAACCGAGAGCUACCUUACCAUGAGAGACGAUGUAAUUGCUGAGGUUACAGACUUGUUGCGUGGUGUUUCUGGAUUUCUCUUUGCUGAUUUGCGGACCCUAAGUCCACAUUCAGGGUCCAAGAAACUUGUUAUGGCUGCGGAAGUUCAAAUUUAUUGUAUUCAGUCAAGAAAGGCUGCAGUAGCUCAAGAGUUAAAAUUUAGCUUACGGAGUGGCUUUUCCUCGAUGCUUGGCGAGUUUCUUUACCUUGAGGAACUUUUUAACUGCCAGUGCGACGUUCCUUCAGUUAAGGUCGAGCUGAGGAAAACCUUGGAGGAUGCUGUGAUUAUUCACACAAAUUCUCGGUUUCUUCUAAAAGCGACUCAUAAAGGAGAUUGUAAAAGGUAUAACUCUGGUAGCUACGAACUACAUUGGGAGGUGUCCAAAUGCGAGGAAAGCACUGGUUUUUUUAAUCAGAUGAUUCCGUACGGAAAGAAUAAACCAGGUAGACCUAAAUUCCUUUUCCCCCGGCUUUUUGGCGUUGGUUACUUGUACAUCCGGUGUGUCCUCAAAAAUCACUUCAAGGAAACUAUAACUUACGAUUAUGGGUAUGUUCGUAUCACACAUCCACCACUCGUUGCGAAGAUCGACGGGCCGUCAAGGGUCCUCAUGGGCAAUGAGAGUUUUGUGAUAUUGGAUGGAUCGGCGAGCUAUGACCCAGUGGAAAGACACAAAAAGGCAAACAGUCUCUCAUUUACCUGGUUUUGCAGAAGAGAAGGAGUGUUGCAGAAGGACAAGGAUGAAAUUUCGACGGUCUACCCAAAUGACACUCGUGUUUGUCAUGGAACUGAAACCAGGCAUUUGAACAGUUCCAUGCCCAUGCUCACUCUAGAUUUAGGUAGAUUAAGUGGAAACAAUACAUACGUUUUCGAACUUUUGGUUCAGAAGGGAGAUAGAUUAACUCGAACGACUCACAAACUAUACGUUGAGCCGCCGUUUCAGCUAUUUUUCGGAUGUACAACAAAUUGUGGGGCCAAAGUGAGCGCCAAUCGGCGGUUGACCAUAAGAACUUCCUGCUCAGGGCUAUUGUGCGACAGAAUAGCCAGAUACAGCUGGUUAUUAUUUAAACUGAAAUCUAACGGCGAGGACUGGCUCGAGGUGCCGAGCUUUGAGGAGAAAAUACUGACUGACAUCGAUAGUCCUUAUUUAGUUAUUCCUGGUGAUGAGCAACUUCUGGAGAAGAGCAGCAAGUAUAAGUUAAGAACAAUUGUAGCACUUUCAAAUAAAUUCACUCUCACAGAGGAAUUCAUUUUCCUCACUAAUUCUCCUCCUCGUGCAGAGAGUGAUGGUGGUGGUUGCUCCGUUAUACCUGCUGAAGGCUUCGUGUUGACAACAGAAUUUAACAUCAGCUGCUUUGGGUGGUUAGAUGAUGAUCUGCCUUUAACUUACGAUUUCAGAUAUCACACCAGUUCAGGUGUAUUAGUGAUAAAUAGUGGUCUAAAACCCUAUACUAUCACCCGGCUGCCGCUUGGAAACAUAACAUUAGAAGCCAGAGUAUCAGACUUCAUGAAUGCCUCCGCUAUUGAAAGAUUUCAGGUUCAGGUGAAACCGGUACCUGCAAAAGACAUUUCAAAAGUUCUUGAAACGUCGACCAGCGAUGGCAACAACUCACUCCAAGGGCUUAUAAAUGAAAAAAACUUUGAUGAGGCUGCACAGAUGGCAUAUUCAAUAGUGACGGCUGUGAAGGAAGCCAAUAUUGGUAGUGAAGACAAACAGAGGGUAAAGGAAGCAGUGCUUGAACAGAUUUCAGUAGUGGAGAUUAACUCAAUGCAACAGGUAACUCAACUAUCAGCUGUUGUUGUCGUGGCAACGGAGGAAGAAAAAGGCAUAGAUGUGUCAGUUCAGGAAAAUGCCGUUGGCCUUCUAGAAAAUAUGACGGAAUUCAUAACCUCACGAAUAGGCACUGAGGCACAGAAUGUUGACUUGGUUCGAAACAUUGGAGGGAAUCUGCUACAAGGAAUUUCCAACUCACUAAGCGCAUCUGCAAAAAAGGCUGUCGUCUUUGAACAAAAUACGUUAUUGGAUAAAAAAGGCAGCGAAGACGUUAUUAUAGACUUUAAGAGGAAGCAGAACAAAAAGAUUGUUAAGAAGGCUCUCCAUCUGAUCGACAAACUAGCAAGUGGACUCUUAGAAACAAAGGUACCUGGUGAAAAACCAAGCGUGUACUACACCGAUAAGCUGAUGGUGACGCUAGAUCGACAAACGCCGCAAAAAAUGUCUGGCAAGACUGUGGGUGAGGGUGAAGGAAAGGCAACCCUUCCACCUGCUAAUAUCCUGUUUGAGGCAGACAUGGCAAACAUGAAAUAUGUUGAUGCUCAGAUCACUUCGUUUGACGAGAACCCCUUCACUUGGGAUGAGAGUGCAAAAGGUAUCCAAUCGAAGGUUGUAGAAUUCACGUUAAAGAAUGAUGGAACAUCGCUGAAUAUCUCCGGCCUCCAAGAACCAAUUGAGCUGUUUAUUCCGGUUACCCGAACAGACCCGAAGGGCGAAAACAGAUCCCUUAAAGAAUAUUUCGUAAAACCAAGCGAUGGCUUUAAUAAUUUGCGCUAUCAUCGAAUUGAUAUUCCAUCCCCCGAUUCGAAGGUCUCUUUCGAGAUUCAUCCUGAACAAGGACAAUUCUUGGAAAUUUUCGUGGCAGCCCAAAGGAAGCCGACAUCGACUGACUUCCAGUUCAAUAUCCGUCUACCAAAUUACGCCUCCUGUUCUGCGUUUUCUGAAGCAAUUGGGUAUUACAACUGCAGCAUUAAUCCAUACGAGGUCUCACUAUCAAGUGAUGUCACCGGAAAUACUGGUCUUCAUUACAUUGGUAUUAUGCAUUCCUCGAAUGAAGCUGAAAAAUCUCCCAGCAGAGUUUCGCGGUCUUGCAGAAACGGUGGACGGCGCCAAAAGCGUUCUUGCAUUGGCGUCAAAGAUCCUCCUACCCUUCCGCCCCCAACACCGCUGAUUUUGGUGCCCAAAUAUAAUAGAAGUACAGACGUGAACUACACGAUGUCAGUGACUGUGACGAGCUGUUUAUAUUGGUCAGAGAGCAAGCAGAUCUGGACAAAUGAAGGGUGCUCGAUUGGACCAAAAACAAAGUCAGCCAGUUUGCAUUGCCUUUGCAACCAUCUCUCAGCUUUUGGCGGGGAUUUCUUUGUUGCGCCAAAUCCAAUCGAUUUCGACAAAGUAUGGAAAAAUUUUGGAAAACUGAGAGAGACUGGAAACUACGUUGUGUUGGCAACUGUGUGUUCCAUAUUUGGUCUUUAUAUCAUGGGACUUGUUUUGUCCCGAAGAGCGGACAAGAUCGACGAAUUGAAGGCUGUGGGAAAUGUGUUUUUGAACGACAGUACUAGCUCUGGUUGUGUUUAUAAUGUGCAUGUACAAACUGGAAUGUGGACAAACCAGGGGACCACAGCGCAGGUAGGAAUAGCACUUUAUGGUGAAGAAGGCUGCAGUGGUCCUAUCUCACUUUCGGAUUCUAAAGCGAGGAAGAUAUUGUUUGCCCGUGGCAGCCUAAAUAGCUUUACUUUCGCUUUGCCAACCUCACUGGGAAGGUUAUUCAAGAUACUUAUUUGGCAUGACAACAGCGGUGAAGAUCCUGCUUGGUUCCUUCAACAAAUUCAAGUGGAAGAUACCAGAAGUGGAGACCUAUGGCAUUUUCUUGCAAACCGAUGGCUUGCCUUAGAGAAAGGAUCUGGGGAGAUUGAGUAUGAAAUAAAUGCGGCCAAUAAAUACGAGCUCAGAAAGUUUAAGAAUCUAUUUGUUUUUCGGACGGCAAAGAACUUAGGGGAUAGACAUUUGUGGUUGUCUGUGUUAACAAGACCGCCCCACGUUGCGUUUACACGCUGUCAGCGAUUGUCUUGCUGCCUGUCAGUCCUGUUCACUGCUAUGGUAACUAAUGCCAUGUUUUAUAAUUUUGGUGCGUCUCCGAAGGACUCUUUUCAGGUGGGACCUUUAAAAUUGAGCUGGACACAAAUUAAGAUUGGGAUCCAAAGUAGUUUGAUAGCGAUUCCUAUAAACGUCUUAGCUGCUUUGAUUUUUAGAAACAUUAAACAGAAGCCUUCUGAAAAUGUUUUUGACAUCAGAGAAAAUGAGCCUAAAGAGAAAGUUCCCGGUUGUCUGCCUCACUUCUUUAUUUAUAUUGGAUGGACGAUUUGCAUUCUAACCUCCCUAACUUCUGCAGCCUUCAUCGCGUUCUACAGCAUGAUGUGGGGCAAGGAAACUUCAAAUCAGUGGCUAACUUCGGUUACUGUGUCGUUCAUUCAAGACGUAUUUGUUUCUCAGCCAAUAAAAGUCAUUCUUUUGGCUUCCUUACUGUCACUUAUAAUCAGAAAGCCGCCCGAUCGCGAGAAAGUUUGUGGAAUAACGUAUCACAAAGGAUAUUCUAGCGAUAAAACAGUUGCUAAGCCACCACAAGGGGUUGAACUGGAGAAAGCUAGAGACUACCGAGCUAAGGUUAAGGGCAUGUAUAACGUUCUAUCUGAAAUAACCCUCUUCUUGACUUUCUUCCUGCUUUUACUCAUUGUAUGUUAUGGGAAUCGAAGUCCUUCACGUUAUGUGUUGACAACAUCUAUGGAAGACGCCUUUCGUAAUUUCAAGGGCAGAAAUAUUUCGUCCUUUUGGACUUGGAUACAUAGUAGACUCUUGCCAGCGCUUUACGACACCAAGUGGUACAAUGGGUGGACCUUUGAUUAUGAUGAAGGUUUCUUACGCAACAGAGAGCUUUUCAUGGUGGGGAUGCCGCGUUUAAGGCAAAUCAGAAUAAAACCUGCAAGUGUCUGUGUAGGUUCAGAGAAGACACCGCAACUUGGAACGUCGUUUACCAGAUGCAUUCCUUCGUAUUCGCCAAAAAGAGAAUACAAGACGCCAUAUAAUUUGCCUGAGUGGAUCCCGGUGACGAAAUUAAGUGAUAACCAAUCAGUGUUUGAACUAGAAAGACUGUGCCCUAAACCCUGGAGAUAUAAAACUUCCUGGGAUUUAAAAACACUCUCAUAUGAAGGAUUUUACAGAACAUACGAUGGAGGAGGAUAUGUGGCAGACUUGGGCUACAAUAUCAGGUCUGCUUUAGGAGUUGUUAAGGAACUACAGACAAACAACUGGAUGGAUGAGUUCUCCACAGCUAUUUUUGUAGAAUUUACAAUUUUCAAUCCGUCGAGCUCACUCUUUAGUGUCGCGAAAUGCCUGUAUGAGCGAUUCCCAACAGGAGGAGUAGUGUUUUCAAAAAGUGUAAGAACCCUCACGUUAUAUUCAGCAUCGAAUAACAACUAUCAAACUUUCCACGAAGUUUGUCAACUUCUCUUCAUGGUUCUCAUUUUAUUUCUCAUCAUUAAUGAAAUGUCCAAGAUCUAUAGGGAGAGGAAAAAGUACUUUACCAAGUUUUGGAACUGGAUGGAAUUGAUACAAAUAUUAACCGCGAUUUCCUCUCUUGUCAUGUACUUCUUGAAAGCCAAAUAUACUAGCUGGUUCAUAAGGAAAGUCAGGAACAAUCCCUUCGAGACCUCAAGUGCGGAUUAUAUUGUUUUAUGGUCAGCGGUUGAAAUCUAUGUGCUAUCAUUUCUCAUAUUUAUCGUUACUAUAAAGUUUCUCAGACUCAUUCGUUUUAAUCGCCAUGUGUGUCAGAUGCUGGGGACUCUGGCACGCGCUGUGAACCCUCUCGUCUCUUAUUCCGUUGUGUUUAUUUCAACGGUACUGGCGUAUACUCAGCUUGGUUUUUUGUUGUUUGGUUCCACAAUGCUUCCAUACUCCUCGUUUUUAAACUCCCUUCGCGCCGUGUUGCAAAUGCUUCUAGGAGGAAGGAUGUACUUUUACGAGAUAAAAUCAGUUAAUGGCAUUUUGGGGCCGUUGUUUAUUUUUCUCUACAUGCUAACAAUGGCGUUUAUACUCUUGAACAUGUUUAUAGCCAUUCUAAACGAUUCCUAUUUUCAAGUGGUCGAAAUUCCGCAAAAUGAAUUUGCCGAUGCUGAUUUGGGGGAGUUCAUGAUUUCCUACUUGAUUAGAAACAUGAAGCUUAGAGGAAGACGAUUGGUUUCCUCAUUUAAAACAACCAAAAAAAGUCGUGCGUCACGGUGUCGAUCGAAAGAGAGGAAAUACGUUAUUAAGGAAAAAUACUCGUCGGAAAUCCAGAGAUUGUUCACAGUUGAACUCCAAACAGAAAUAACAGCAACAUGUCCAAUAGCGUCGAUAGAAUCUUUCACAGAAGAUUUGGAUGAUACAGAUAGAAACGAAAAUACUUACAAAAUCAGUGAACAAAAUGGUACCAGGGCAGUUAUAGAUUCAGGAAAUAUAAGCCUGUCUAGCCUUCUCUCCAUAGAUGAGGCAUUUGAGUCAGAUGAAGAUGGGUAUCUUGAAGAGGUGCUGCUAAAUGUUAAGAGCGCAUCAUAUUCUUCAGAAUUUGUUUUACGUGUGUCGCCAUUGCGUCCAAUAGUUGAGACAAAUGUAUGAAGACAUGGUGACGCCUGACGUCCGCGUUUUGAAGGUUUAGUUUUGUGCACCCUCAGGCAGAAACACGUUAUUCUUUUUAUAUAUAUAUGUAUAUAUUCCUCAUUUAGAGUCGGUGAUAAUCUUGUCUACACGAUAUCCGUCUGCUUACAGAGAUUUCUACAUUUUGUUAAGAAUGACUCAAGACUUGAUGGCCUAGUUAUAUGGGUACUCUUUUUAAUAACGAAAAAAAAAAAUAUAUUCAGCACAAAAAUGGCGCAAUUUUUUAGAUGUACUCAGUGCACCUAGCGGAAUUAGAGCCUCACGCCGUUGAGCCUCUGAAUCACGAAUAGCCAAUGCAAUGGCCCCCAAUAAGGAAACAAGGACGAACGUUUCAUUAGGUAUAUGCGCCCGACUUUUCAUUUCUUGGUCAAACCAAUGUGGCCAAUCUUUUAGUUACUGCAUACACCAGCAUGACCGACCUCAACAAAUAACGCUUAGAUACACAAUUAUAGCGAUCGUGACUGCAAGUGAUUACGAAUUAUUUCAACAGAAUAUGACAGAGUUGCUGUCGUGUUCGCGGGGUUAUGUAUGCGCGUAUACAGACUACGGCACUGUUAUUUUUUCCGCGCGACUUUUUUGCCAUAAGCAGAAAGUGGUAUACAUAAUUUUCCAAGGAGGUGAAAACAAGUAUGUCCUAAUGUCAUUUAGUUUUUAGUUUAUCUAGGUGAGUCGCUACGAACGACAUUAGCCAUAGGAAGAAAAACAAAAGGGAUGUCGGUUCAUAUCUAAGCAAACCCGUGCCCUUUGCCUUGAUUAUACUUAAAACUUCGUUAUGUUCUGUUAUUUAUUUUUAAUCCUUUUAAACCAGCGCGUUAAGCUGUUUAUCCCAUUUUAGAUAUAUAGAUGCGACGACUUUUUUUUUCAUCCUUGUCUGAUCCUUUAAAACUAAUUUAUUUGAGCUAAAAAUGUUUUAGGAUGUGGAUCCCCAAACUCCAUAAUAAUCUUUUCAUGUAUUAUUAUUAUUUUGUCCUUCCCAUUUUUCCUAGUAAUACCCCACCCAUACAAUUCCUCCAAUAGUUUUCUUAAUUUUCACUGUUAGCACCAACAGUUUGGGAAACACAUGAAUAUUCCGUCAUUACUCUCCAACUGAAGAAGACCUAAAUAUAUUUAUACAAAUCACAACUGGAUACCAAUUCUAUUUCUCUAUGAUUUGUUUAUCAUUGUUUUUUUUUCUUUUUUUUUAAGUAAGUCCCAAUUUUCUUCAUGAGUGUUGACCAUAGCGUCAAAAUCAAUUUAUUUGAAUUCUUGGUAUAAUUCCAAGUGCCCUCCUUUCAGUUCUUAUAAUAGUUCCUUCCUGUAUAAAGAAAAAAACUAAACAUAAUCCAUACCUAAGAAGUGAGUGAUGUAAAGCAAAAUCUUAAAAAAAACAUACAUCCUAUUUUUCUUUACCUUCUAGAAAGGUGUCUGCUGUUUAUUGUCCGUUUUACCCUCUGGCGAUGUUUGAUAAAUAAUGUAUGAAUUAUAGAGGUCUUACUCAUUUAAUGAAAAUAAAUCGCGUUAAUAAAAAUAAAUAGUAAAAAUUGGUUUUUCUCCAAACGUCACGUCUCUAGUCCGAAAUUUAA